UGUUCAGAAAACCAUAGACCAGUAGAUGUGUGUAAAUAAUAAGUCACGUGCAACCCCAAUAACACGUGGCAGUAAAAGCCUUUCAUAUACAACACAUGACGGGAGAGCUGAUGUUGGAGGUGGUAUUUUGGAAGAGAUGAGAUUGAGAUGCAUCCACCCUCUGCUGUUAUGUCUCAUCAACUCCAACGAUGGUCUCUUAUCAAGCAAAGGCAACUUCUCUUGGUGGAGCAGCAAAGCAAAAGAAAAAUGAGACUCAGGUAGGGCCAGAUUUGAUUGACGAUAUUCUUGUUUUUGUUUCAAUUUAUGUCUUUUAUUUAUUGGAUGGAUUUGGUUUUGUGCGAUUUCAUUUGGUAAUUUGUUUUGUGUUGUAAUUAAGUUGUCAAGCAUGUUGUGUUAUGGGAUUUUUACUCUAUUUGAUUGAUAUAAUGUGACUCUCUUAUCAAUUUGAAAUGUAAUUUUUGUAAUUCCUUUUGUGUUUGAUAUAUUUUUGUAAUUUCAAAUUCCCUUUGCUUUGCUGACUUGAGCAUUGAAUUGAAGCACACUCUGGCAGCCCUUCAUCGUCGGCCUUGUUUCACUUUUGUAGGUUUUUUUCCAACCUAGAAAACCAUAUUUAUUUUAUUUCAUUUUCUUUAUAACAUUUGCAAUCUUAGAGUUUUUUGGUUGCUAAGAAGGAAAUAAUUGUUGUGGUUUGAAGUGAACGGUAAAGAGUGUUCGAUUUAGGAAUCAUCAAAACAGAAAAGGCAGGGCAUGGUGGAAGAUUAUAGCUUUAAAAUAAUUGCUCAGCUCUCAUGAAUUCCUGAUGCAUGGAUUUAUGCUCAUGAAGAGGUUGAAGAUGGGGAAGUUGGUGAUAAUGUUGAUGAUGUUAAUUUCAAUGGUGAAGAGAGAUUCUAAUGGUAAAGUUAGUGGGAAAAUGGGGAUGGUUUUCGAUUUGUGGGGCGAAGACAAGUUUGAAGAUGCCAUCAAGUUUUCUUUCUAUGAACCUACCAAAAAUUGUUAUGGAAAGAAACUUCAGUUGACAGCAAAGAAGCACAAAUAGUGAAAGAACCCUUCAAUGCCUUCACCUCUUCCCCCUGAACCAGUUGCUCUCAACUAUGUUUGUGAUGAUGCAAUUCAUGAUAUCUCUUGCUACAGUUACUAGACCCACUAAGAAUGUUCAAAUUAUCUUGGGAAUUGCAAAGCAAAGAUAGGGGGAUUGGUCAUGGAAGUUGAAUUUAAUCAGCAGUAGGAGGUAUAUCAAGGAGACUAAAUUGACACGUAGACUUUUACAAUUUUCACUCAUGUUUUCUUUGGAACAUACGGCACAGGAAGUGAAGCAAAAUAGAGGCUUUAGCAAGAGAUCGACCACCAUUUGCCUCAGUUGUUCAUAAUGAUAUACUGAUUUAUCUAGAAAAGUUGAUGUACAUUACCUUUUCAUUAUUCUUAGGAUUGGUUGUGCUUUUUCUGGAAUGUCACAGCUGCUACUGUAGCAUACAUCAAAGGGGAUGGAUGGAAGCCAGGCGGUAAUGAGACUGCUUCGGUGAAUACCUAUCCAAUCCAAGAAGCAUCAUACUGGGGAAUUGGAUCUGGUCUUGCCAUCAUGGAGAUAGUUUGCAACAUCUUACAAAAACGAAAGAUCAACCACCAUAGUUUUGAAAGUUACACAAUUGUCAGAAAAUUAGAAAGAUGCUCAUAUCUGUUUAUGGUGAAUGGAAGGGCAAACUCUUGACAAGGAAUAGAGAUCUUAUCUUGAAAAUUUUAUUGAUUGUUUUCACUGGUGCUUACUUACCGGGACUAAAUGAUACGUGGAAUGAUAUUUUUGUAUGCAUAUUUGUUGAACGGUUGUGAAAAUCUUGGUGAUCUGAACUCCACCUUGGAAAUUAAGAAGGCUUGCAACCAUCCAAAUCUGCCGCCCCUUGUAAUUUAUUAGGCCUAGUUAAUUUGGUUAAUUUGCGUCAAACUUCAAUUUUUUCUUCAAAAGCCUAAAGGUGCAUCAUCUUCGAUCUUCAUUUUUUUAAUUAGUUCUCUUUAAAGUAUAUAUAAACACAAUGAAAAUAUCAAAGUUUU
Molecule: messenger RNA, 2043 nt
Organism: Rubroshorea leprosula
Lineage: Eukaryota; Viridiplantae; Streptophyta; Magnoliopsida; Malvales; Dipterocarpaceae
Source: the annotation of a GenBank genome assembly